AUGUGCGCGGACAGAGUGGAUUACAUCGCGCCCUGGUGGACCUACUGGCUCCACAACUUCCCCCACAUCAACCUAAGACUCCAGCCCGAGGACAGCGCCUUCCGCCCGGAGAGACCCGAGUACCAGCAGACCCUGGUGUUCUUCGGCUGCCUCGCUGCUUCCUGCCUUGGCCUGAAUCUCCUUCUUUUGGCUGUGUACCUGAGCUGCCUCUGCUGCUGUGGAUCUGAAGACCAGGAUGAGCAGGAGGACCAGGAUGAGAAGAGGCCGAGGAGCUGCUGCGUCACCUGGACCGCUGUGGUGGCCGGACUGCUGACCUGUGUCGCCGUAGCCGUGGGUUUCUACGGUAACAGCGAGACCAACGAUGGCGUGUACCAGGUGACCUACUCCAUGUACAACGCCAACCACACGCUGGGAGGAGUGCAGAGCCUGGUCACCAGCACCAUGGCGUCCCUGCGCUCCGGUCUCCAGCAGCGUCUGGAGCGCCUGGAUGAAAUCUUCUCCACCAGAGGAGACUUUGUGCAGUCUCUGAAGUUCAUGCAACAGAUGACCGACUCUGUGGUCAGACAGCUGCUAGGACUGCCGGACUGGGCCAGAGCCGAGAUGGACCUAAGCGAGGUGGCUCAGAGAGCGGCCAGUGCAGAGUACUACAGGUGGCUGAGUUACCUGCUGCUGCUGAUCCUGGACCUGCUCCUCUGUCUUCUGUCCUGUCUGGGUUUGGCAAAACAGUCACGCUGGCUCCUCACCACGAUGAUGGUCUGUGGAGUCCUUGCCCUGAUCUUGAGCUGGGCAUCUCUCGGAGCAGAUCUGGCAACUGCAGUGGGCACCAGUGACUUCUGUGUGGCCCCUGACCAGUUCCUCAUGAGUCAGACUCAGGGCAUCGUCGGAGGUGAUAUCGUCCACUAUUACCUCUACUGCAACCAGACGCUGACCAACCCUUUCCAGCAGCCGCUGGCGAUCUUCCAGAGGUCCAUGACCACGAUGCAGAUGCAGAUCCAGGGAAUGCUCCAGUUCGCUGUCCCCCUGUUCCCCACCGCAGAGAGAGACCUGUUAGGGAUCCAAAAGGUCCUGAAUUCGUCUGAAUCCAGUCUGCACCAGCUCACAGCUCUGUUGGACUGUCGGGGUCUCAACAAGGACUACAUAGAUGCCAUGUUUGCAGUGUGUUAUGAUGGAGUAGAAGGCCUCCUCUACCUCAGCCUCUUCUCUCUGCUCUCUGCUGUGGCCUUCACCCUGAUGCUGUGUGCGGUGCCCAGAGCCUGGAGACAGAUCAGCAGCAGGGAGCGAGAGUACGGAGACAUGGAUGAGGAGGAUCCAUUUAACCCCAGAGCGAGGAGAACGAGCCCCUGUGUCCCACACAACAACCUGCAGAGUCUGUGCAGCUACAGCAGCAGCCAGAGCAGCCUCCACCGCCCUGCUGCUGCUACUGCUGCUGCUGCUGCUGCUGCUGCUGCUGCUGCUGCUAAUACUGCUACUAAUACUACUGCAGGGCCUAUGGCUGAGUACAUGAACCACACGGCUCUGUUUGGAGGAACUCCACGGUACGAGAACGUUCCUCUGAUCGGACGCGGCUCUCCUCCGCCCUGCGUUUUCCCACAGCAGUUUAUGAGCAGAUAUUCCCCAACGAUGCGCGCCACGUAUCUCUCUAUGACCGAGGAGCCGAGACUCUUCCACACGGACAACGGUACGUGCGCUCUUCUGUGUCCCAACAAACUCACUCAGAUCGGGGGACGAGGCUGGAGUGUGCCCGGGGAAAGAGUGCCAAGGAGCGGGCGAACUUCUCUUCCCGGGGUUAGUCAUCCAGACCUAACGACCGGAGUGUGUCUGGGAGGAGAGAUGGAGCGGUCAUCCAAACGCCCGACUAACGACUGGAGUGUUCCCGGGAAAAGCACCUCGACACUGCGCACGAGGCGUCCGUUGUACGGAUCAUUCACACGACACGUGAUUCCAGAGGUGUCACAUGGUCAGGACCACACUGCCCAGUUCCCCCCGGAGAGAAGCGGCUCUAGUCCGGUCACACCAGAGAAACAGGUCCUGUUCCAAGUGUUUUCCAAACUGCGUUGA
Molecule: messenger RNA, 2058 nt
Organism: Knipowitschia caucasica
Lineage: Eukaryota; Metazoa; Chordata; Actinopteri; Gobiiformes; Gobiidae
Source: the annotation of a GenBank genome assembly